Hydractinia symbiolongicarpus is the source of this 2314-nucleotide messenger RNA. RefSeq lists its product as uncharacterized. The transcript has 2 exons. The coding region runs from base 589 to 1482 and encodes 297 amino acids. NCBI's taxonomy places the organism in Eukaryota, Metazoa, Cnidaria, Hydrozoa, Anthoathecata, Hydractiniidae. The record is from RefSeq and is a predicted model, not a curated record.
UGAUAAUCUUGACAUAAGGGAUCGUCUCAAAAUGUUCGUACGUUUUUUUCGUAUAAUUAUACGAACGCUACGAAGUACUUCGUUUCGUGAAACGAAUGUCAUACGAAGUGCUUCGUUUAAAAUAAAAAAUAUAAACGAAGUUUAUACGAACUUUUUUAAUACAUGAUACGAACUUAAACGAAGUUUUUUUAUCAUACAAAAUAAAAUGAUACGAACUUUGAACGAAGUAAAUUGCUAUACGAUCUUGAAACGAACUUCAAAAGUACCGGCGUAAUAGCGCGUAAUUAUUUCAAUACAAAAUCAGAAACAAAAGAAUUAAACGAAGUUUUUUUGACAUAGGAAAAGAAAUGAUACGAACUUUAAACGAAGUAAAUUGCUAUACGAACUUAAAACGAACUUCAAAAGUACCGGCGUAAUUGCGCAUAAUUAUUUCAAUACGAAACCAGAAAUAAAAGAAGUAAAAUAUACGAUUUAUUUUAAUAGUUUCAACCAAACUUAAAUUUAAUAUCAAGCAUUUGUAUUUCCUUUUUAAAAUAUCGAAUUUAAUUAAAUUAAACAGUUUUUUUUAAAACUAGCUACUUUCAUAGCAUGUCUAAAAAUUACGACAGUGAUAUCGAUUGGAUAUAUGACACAGCCAGUUCCGACGACGAGACUGAUUUGUUGCAAAAUAAAAAUAAAAGACGAGGAAGACCAAGCAUACACGAGAAAUAUCCGGAAAUAAUUACUUGUGUCAAGACGUUGAUAGAACAGGGUUCUGCUGAAGCUCACUUACGUCGGAGAGACAGUGUUAUGUACACAAAUGGGCUUUCUUUGAAUGAUAUCGUUAUGCACGUCAAAAAAACCUUGGGUAUAACUGUUAGUCGCCACACCAUUCACAGAUUAAUGCUUCCACCCCGAAAAAAAAACACAACGAGUAAAAACUACAAAUGUCUGAUAGACGCACGUGUUCCUCCAAAAAGAAAUACAAAAGAAAAAAAAACACACGACGACUUUCAUUUCACUUGCGGUCAAGUUCGCAUAGUUAACGAAAUGGGAUAUCUUUGCAAAGAAAACACACUUAUGCUGUCCGUAGACAAUAAAAAUAAAGUUGAUGUGGGUAUUCCAGCGAACAGCAGACGAACGAAAAUACGCACUUUUCAUUUGGUUAACGAAGCACCAAAUUAUAAUGAUCACGAUUUUCCAAAUCCAAACUCAAAGCUUGUGCCUGCUGGCUACCAAAUACUAAAGGACCGAAUACAGCGGAGUCGUUCUCUUUCUCCUGCAAAGAAAAUUACUUUUCGACGCAAGCGAUCUUUAUCCGAAGGAUCAAACAUUGACAACCAACUCAAACGAUUUGUAAGAAUAUCGAAAGACAAGUUGAAUCGUUCAAUAAUAAACUGGCCGCGUUCUAGAAAACUUCUGGUGCAGUUGUAUCCAUCGCGUCUUAUUGAAAGCACCAACGUGAUGCACGUCAAUCAUAUGAUAAAUUUGAUUGAAAAAUAAAGAAAAAUAAAAGAAAUCGUUAAUGUUGUUGCGAUUGCUGACGGAGGCCCUGACUGGUCAGUUAAGGGCAUUAUUAAUUUCAUGUCUAUGGGUUUGCUGUGGAGAAAUCUUGAGCUCGACACAUUUGUUGUACAAUCAUACGCACCUGGUCACUCAAGAUUUAAUCCCAUUGAGAGAUGCUGGUCUUACCUGACUAACAGGAUCUCAACAGUAACUUUGCCAGACGAUAUUGAAGGAGUAACACCACAUCAAAAUGACGUUGAGGGGUGGAUGAAAGUUCUGGACAGAGCUGUCGAUUUGUGUGCUCGAUUUUGGCAUAAUAAGACCUAUUGUGGAUUCCCCAUAGCUGUGGAAACAUUUAAAAGUGACAAUCCACUGGUACCACAUUUAAAAAAUGCUCAUACCAUGCUGAGAGAUUUUUCGAAUGCGUCUAAGAAAAAACUGAAUGAAACCCCUGGUUAUUCAGAACUGGCGGAAAUUUAUUCCUUUUUGGUCAGACACGCUAAUCGUAAAGCAUACCAGUUAGAGUUCGUGAGAUGCGCCGACAAAUCGUGCAUAUCUAGGUCGACAUACGGGAAAUUCGAGAAAGAAUUGACAUAAACGAGGCUACCACUAAUCAAAUAAAUGAUAAAGUAGAACUUGUGGAAACAACUACAAAACACAUUGAGACGCAUUUAAAAAGAAGAAAGGAGAAAAGUAAACUUUCAUCUGAAACAUUUUUUGUUCGUCCAGACAGUACCAGAGCAUUUCAAGUCACCCCCACUGUUAACGCCACUAACAUUACUUCCGAAGAAUUUAACAUGACACCUGAAGUCACAAGUAUCCUGGCCGA